AAUAGAUGAAUAGAUAAUUUUUUUUAAAAAAAAAGGAAAAUUCUGGCACUUGGUAAAAAAUGGUUGAUUGAGCAACUUUUAUGUUAUGUUUAAGUGUAAUUGCUGCGAUGUAUUUGUCUCUCUCAAUUUGAAAACAGUACUUAGUCAUGUUUAUCAAGUUCAUAGCUUGAGUUUGGAUUUUAAAUGUGAAUGUAUUGUUGAUGGAUAUAGAGAUACACCAGAAUGUUAUAAUGUAGUUGAUAUUGAAUAUGAGGAAGAAAUAUUAGACAAUGAUGUGGUGGAGGAAACACCGGAUCCUGUAUUAGGUGUUGAAUUUGAUACGGAAAUAAUAGAAAGUCAUGUAGUGGAGUAUAUUGAUACAUCUAAUGAUAUUUAUACAUCUUUGAUCUGCAAAAGAGUUGCAGCAUCUUUUAUUCUGACUGUUAAGGAAGAAAAUAAGUUAACUCAGGUUGCAGUAGAUUCAAUUAUAGAGAGCACAAAAUACUUUAUCAACAGAACUUUAUCACAUGUGCAAAAAAAUUUAACCAGCAAAAUUUUAAGAUGUGGAUCUAAUCACCAGACAACAAUUGAUCAAUGUUUUGAAAACAUUAGUACACCAUUUGAAGGACUUGAGACAGCAGCACUCCAACAAGCAUACAUUAAGAAUAAUUUUUCUUAUGUUCAAUUAAAAGAAAUCGCUCUAGGAACAGUUUUGAUGCGCAAAAAGAUUGAUGGAAAAAGUAAAUUGUUUGAAAAUAAGGAAUGUUUUAUAUACAUUCCUAUAUUGGAAAGCUUAAAGCAACUUAUAAGCAAUAAAAUAUCAUGACGAAGUGGAGAUUU
Hydra vulgaris (swiftwater hydra) is the source of this 819-nucleotide messenger RNA. The record is from RefSeq and is a predicted model, not a curated record. Lineage: Eukaryota; Metazoa; Cnidaria; Hydrozoa; Anthoathecata; Hydridae.